AGAUGUGAUUAAAACAGCGUCACAACAGACUAACAGUUACACAAGGGUCUGGAUCAGACAUGCCAGUGAAGCACACUGACAACCUGCAGUGUCAUUUCAGAAUUCCUGCUGCUGAAUACUAGGGGAGAGCUAGCUUGGAGAGAGCUAGCUGGGAGAGCACCUUGUGGCUACAGCAGGUAUGCAGGUUCUGGAAUGGAAUGGUAUCUCCCUGACUGGAAAAACCUAUGAAGAAGUGCAAAAUAUUAUUAUUCAACAGUGUGGGGAAGCAGAAAUAUGUGUAAGACUGGACCUGAACAUGCUCUCGGAUUCCGAGAAUCCCCAGCACCUGGAACUACAUGAGCCAGUAAAGGCAGUAGAUAAAGCGAAGUCCCCAGGGGUCGAUCCCAAGCAGCUGGCUGCGGAGCUCCAAAAGGUUUCCCUACAGCAGGCACCUCUGAUUGCCUCCUCAGGAGUAGAAAAGUCGUCACAUGCCCAUUCUGGAACCACUUCUGCCGCUUCCAGCGCUGUUCCCAGCCCUGGCCAACCUGGUUCUCCCUCAGUCAGCAAAAAGCGACAUAGCAGCAAGCCCACUGAAGCUACAAAGUCUACUUCUCAUCCAAUCACUGGAGAAAUUCAGCUUCAAAUCAAUUACGACAAACACCUUGGCAACCUUAUCAUCCAUAUUCUUCAGGCAAGAAACCUUGCUCCCAGAGACAAUAAUGGCUAUUCUGAUCCCUUUGUUAAAGUUUAUCUUCUUCCAGGGAGAGGACAAGUCAUGGUUGUCCAAAAUGCAAGUGCUGAGUACAAGCGAAGAACUAAGUACGUGCAGAAAAGCCUGAAUCCAGAAUGGAAUCAGACAGUCAUUUAUAAAAAUAUCUCCACGGAGCAGCUGAAAAAGAAAACACUGGAAGUAACUGUCUGGGAUUAUGAUAGAUUCUCCUCAAAUGACUUCCUUGGUGAAGUAAGUAUCUUUCCUUCUCUCUGUUCUGACUAGUUAGAAAGCUGAUGACUUGCAUGUUAGUAUCAGUCAUUACAUUAUGCUAUUGAGACAUGUUUUAGUGCAUGUGCAACUAACUGCAAGGUGAGUUAUUUGAUCUUGCUGAUUCAAGCUUUCCUUUUUAACAGUGAAAAUGGGUAACAUCACUGCCAGUGUAUAAGCAAAAGCAAAAUCUUGUAAGACUUAUUCUGAAUACAGUAGUAAUUAAUAAUAAAUAAGAUGAGGGAUCCUUGGAAGCAACUGAAUAAACAUGGAUGUACAAUAGAAAAUUAUAAACAAUAACUAGGACAUCAAAGAAGUAAUUACAAAUGUUAUUGUUGAAAAGGAUCAUAAUUAGAAGCCCAGAAAAAUCAAUUGCUCAAAUUACUGUUCUCAUACAGAGUAACUCAGUUCAGUCUGCGUUUGAGUUUUGCAAAAAUGCACUCAGCUCAGUUCCAGUUUCCAGUUGUGUAACUAUAAAACUGAGCAAUCAGUGUCACUGUUUGAACAACUACUAAAAUAAAUGUAUGGGAUGCAGCUACAUGAUUACUUAUUUCCUAUAUGCUGCAUCAGUUUUCCUGUUAAAUUCAGCAUUUCACCUGAGGUUUUACUAAAUAUUUGCAUCAUUGUUAUUUAUGACAUUUAGAAAACAGAUGCUCCAGCAGCUACUUCUAGAGGAAGUUUUAAACAUUUGCCUUCAAAUGUUUUCAACCUCUAGAAUUAUUUUAUUUAUUAAAUCAUUCAAACUUAAAUAUGAAAACAGUACUUCACGGAAAAAUGGAGAAGGCUAUCCAGUGUAUUUCAGGAGUAUUUUGAAGUCCAGUGGAAUAAUGCACAAUAAUAUCAAAUAAGGGAUAUCCAAAUUGUGCCCUAAGGAAUUUUUAAAGGAUUUGCACAAAAGCACGAGCACAGAUGGCACUGAGCAUCACAGACUGCUAGAAAAUUGAAUAGAACCAGCACUGCUUGCACACCACCAAAGUCAAAUGAUGUAUCAUAGUUCACAUCUGUGAGAACAAACCCUCUUGUUUACAAAACAGAGACACUAGCUUAUAUUGUCUAGUUGGAACAGUUUGUAACCAUGUUAACCAAGUCAUUCCUCAAACUGUUACCAAAAAAAACAUACUAGAGAGGAUGCUAAGUAGUUAAUUUGUUCAAAACAUUUAUAGAUUUAACCAGAGAGACCAAGCCAAGUCAUAAACAGCCUAUGAUGCUGAAAGAAAAAAUGGAAAGAAAAAAACCUUCUAACUU
Messenger RNA from Meleagris gallopavo (turkey), 2203 nucleotides. Lineage: Eukaryota; Metazoa; Chordata; Aves; Galliformes; Phasianidae. The record is from RefSeq and is a predicted model, not a curated record.